Molecule: messenger RNA, 849 nt
Organism: Labrus bergylta (ballan wrasse)
Lineage: Eukaryota; Metazoa; Chordata; Actinopteri; Labriformes; Labridae
Source: RefSeq, a predicted model, not a curated record
AUGAAAUCUAUAGAACUCAGCUGCAACAAGGAAGUGACCGAGAAGUUUUACUGGGACUUGACCAUGUUGCUGCUGAUGGUGGGAAACCUCAUAAUCAUCCCUGUUGGCAUCACAUUCUUCAAAGACGAGCACACACCUCCCUGGAUCGUGUUCAAUGUGGUCUCUGACACCUUUUUCCUCAUGGACCUGGUCCUCAACUUUAGGACGGGAAUCGUCAAGGAAGACAACACGGAGAUCAUCCUGGAUCCGCAACAGAUCAAGGUCAAGUACUUGCGAAGUUGGUUUGUGGUGGACUUCAUCUCCUCGAUCCCUGUGGACUACAUCUUCCUCAUCGUGGAGACACGGAUUGACUCAGAUUUCUACAAGACGGCACGAGCUUUGCGGAUUGUCCGCUUCACCAAGAUUCUCAGCUUGCUGCGACUCCUGCGUCUCUCUAGACUCAUUCGCUACAUCCAUCAAUGGGAAGAGAUUUUCCACAUGACUUAUGACCUUGCCAGCGCCAUGGUGAGGAUUGUCAACCUGAUCGGCAUGAUGCUGCUUCUCUGCCACUGGGAUGGCUGCCUGCAGUUCCUGGUACCCAUGUUGCAGGACUUUCCUGCCGACUGCUGGGUGUCCAAAAAUAAGAUGGUGAACGACACGUGGGGACAGCAGUACUCCUACGCACUUUUCAAAGCUAUGAGCCACAUGCUGUGUAUUGGAUAUGGCAUGUACCCCCCUGUUGGAAUGACAGACGUGUGGCUGACCAUCCUCAGCAUGAUCGUGGGCGCUACCUGCUACGCCAUGUUCGUGGGCCAUGCCACCGCGCUAAUCCAAUCCCUGGACUCUUCUCGACGGCAGUACCAGGAAAAG